Molecule: messenger RNA, 2226 nt
Organism: Sphenostylis stenocarpa
Lineage: Eukaryota; Viridiplantae; Streptophyta; Magnoliopsida; Fabales; Fabaceae
Source: the annotation of a GenBank genome assembly
AUGAUCCUCUGGCUCUCCUUAACUGUCUCAAACUCAUCGUUGAUAAUAUUUUCAUACAGAACCGUGUGUGUAUUUAUAUACACACAAAGUGUAGAGUCCAAAUCUAAAUCUGGGAACUACAAUUUUCCAUCUCUUCUUUGUCUGAAGAUUUUCUCUUUCUUGCCUUCGUCUUUUCUCCUGCUUUGCUUCACCGGUCAUCAAUUUAAGUUGGCUGACAUGGCUACGCAUACACCAAAAAACAUCCUCAUAACUGGAGCUGCUGGAUUCAUCGCAUCUCAUGUUGCCAACCGGCUUAUCCGAAAUUAUCCCCACUACAAAAUUGUUGUUCUUGACAAACUUGAUUAUUGUUCAAAUCUGAAGAACCUCAUUCCUUCAAAAUCAUCUCCCAACUUCAAGUUUGUGAAGGGAGAUAUUGGAAGUGCUGACCUUGUCAACUACCUACUCAUUACCGAGUCCAUUGACACAAUAAUGCACUUUGCAGCUCAAACCCAUGUUGACAACUCGUUUGGCAACAGCUUUGAGUUCACCAAGAACAACAUAUAUGGUACUCAUGUCCUAUUAGAGGCCUGCAAGGUAACUGGACAGAUCAAGAGGUUCAUCCAUGUCAGCACUGAUGAGGUCUAUGGAGAGACAGAUGAGGAUGCUGUUGUUGGAAACCACGAGGCAUCACAGUUACUUCCCACAAAUCCUUACUCUGCAACAAAAGCUGGGGCAGAAAUGCUUGUCAUGGCAUAUGGCAGGUCAUAUGGGUUACCUGUGAUCACAACACGUGGAAACAAUGUUUAUGGGCCCAAUCAGUUUCCUGAAAAGUUAAUUCCAAAGUUCAUUCUCCUGGCAAUGCAAGGCAAGCCUCUUCCAAUCCAUGGGGAUGGUUCUAAUGUAAGGAGUUAUUUAUAUUGUGAAGAUGUUGCAGAGGCUUUUGAAGUUAUCCUUCACAAGGGAGAGGUUGGACAUGUUUACAAUAUUGGUACCAAGAAAGAAAGGAGAGUUAUUGAUGUUGCCAAAGAUAUAUGCAGGCUUUUUAAGAAGGACCCAGAUGCUAGUAUAAAAUUUGUGGAGAACAGACCAUUUAAUGACCAGAGAUACUUUCUUGACGAUGAAAAGCUGAAGAUCUUGGGUUGGUCUGAGAGGACCACUUGGGAAGAGGGCUUGAAGAAAACCAUGGACUGGUACAUCAACAAUCCUGAUUGGUGGGGUGAUGUCAGUGGUGCAUUGCUUCCUCAUCCAAGGAUGCUGAUGAUGCCCGGUGGAUUGGAGAGACAUUUUGAUGGAUCUGAUGAAGAAAAACCUUCAUCAUAUAUCUCAACUAAUACUCGAAUGGUCGUUCCAACAUCCAAAAAUGUUAGCCCUUCUCCGAAACAUUCUCUCAAGUUUUUGAUCUAUGGUAGAACAGGUUGGAUUGGGGGUUUGCUGGGGAAAUUGUGUGAAAAGCAAGGGAUUCCCUAUGAAUACGGAAGAGGACGCCUGGAGGAUAGAUCAUCACUUGUGGCUGAUAUCCAGAAUGUGAAGCCUACACACAUUUUUAAUGCUGCAGGAGUGACUGGAAGACCCAAUGUUGAUUGGUGUGAAUCCCAUAAAACAGAAACCAUCCGCACCAACGUUGCUGGUACUUUAACAUUGGCUGAUGUCAGCAGAGAGCAUGGACUCUUGAUGAUAAAUUAUGCUACUGGGUGCAUAUUUGAGUAUGAUGAAGCUCAUCCAGAGGGUUCUGGCAUUGGCUUUAAGGAGGAAGACAAACCCAAUUUCAUUGGUUCUUUCUAUUCCAAAACUAAGGCUAUGGUUGAGGAGCUCUUGAAAGAAUAUGACAAUGUGUGCACCCUCAGGGUUCGCAUGCCAAUUUCAUCUGACUUGAGUAAUCCACGCAACUUCAUCACCAAGAUUUCUCGUUAUAACAAAGUCGUCAACAUUCCAAACAGCAUGACCAUUUUGGAUGAACUUCUGCCUAUUUCUAUUGAGAUGGCGAAGCGAAACUUGAGGGGCAUCUGGAACUUCACAAAUCCUGGGGCAGUGAGCCACAAUGAGAUUCUUGAGAUGUACAGGGAUUACAUUGAUCCAAGCUUCAAGUGGGUUAACUUCAACCUUGAAGAGCAAGCCAAGGUGAUCGUAGCUCCACGGAGCAACAAUGAGAUGGAUGGAACCAAACUGAAGAAAGAGUUCCCUGAGGUUCUUUCCAUCAAGGAAUCACUGAUCAAGUAUGUGUUUGAGCCAAACAAGAAAACUGCUUAA